Papaver somniferum (opium poppy) is the source of this 836-nucleotide messenger RNA. Its product is annotated as probable calcium-binding protein CML18. The record is from RefSeq and is a predicted model, not a curated record. The coding region runs from base 82 to 591 and encodes 169 amino acids. Lineage: Eukaryota; Viridiplantae; Streptophyta; Magnoliopsida; Ranunculales; Papaveraceae. The transcript has a single exon. Gene Ontology annotation, molecular function: calcium ion binding.
UAAGAACAACCAACCAAACAGAAGCCACAGCCGAAGCAAUAAUUUACUGUAACUGAGUUUUUUCCAGAGAGAAAAAGAAAGAUGAGUAGUAGUGGGAAGAAAUAUUCAGUAUCCUUGGAAAACAUGGAAGAAGUUGAAGGUGUAUUCAAGAGAUUUGAUGCAAAUGGAGAUGGUAAGAUAUCAAGCACAGAGUUAUCAGAUGUAUUAAAAGCACUUGGAUCUGAGACAUCCCCAGAAGAAUUGAAACAAAUGAUGGAUGAAAUUGAUAAAGAUGGUGAUGGAUUUAUAGAUCUGAAAGAGUUUGCUGAUUUUCAUCAUGGUACUACUGAUGGAUCUAAUAUUAAUGGUGCUAAUGUUGCUGAUGGGAUUACAGAGUUGAAAGAUGCUUUUGAUAUGUAUGAUAAAGAUAAGAAUGGUUUGAUUUCUGCUACUGAGUUACAUAUGGUUUUGAAAAGUUUGGGUGAGAGUUGUACUGUUCAUGAUUGUGAGAAGAUGAUUGGUUCUGUUGAUGCUGAUGGUGAUGGUAAUGUUAAUUUUGAAGAGUUUAAGAAGAUGAUGACUAAUUCUACUCCUAAAUCUGAAGAAUCUUAGAUGAUGAUGAUGAUUGUCUUGCUCUAUACUCCAAAUUGUCACCUUAAUUUCCUACAACAGGUACUUGUUCAGCUGUUCUGGGGAAUUAUGAAUGUGGUUAUCUUUUAAUUUUUAGUUUUUACUUACUUAAUUACUCACCGGAAAGUUUGAGAUCUGUUUCUUUUCUUUAGUCUGUAAUAAUUUGACUGACUGUAGUUGUUUGGAACAGAGAGUAAUUAUGAAUGAAAUGGAUCUUGGCUUUUCAA